UGGCAGCUUCCUCUGCCUCACGCUGCUGUCUGACUGCAUUCAGCUGCCACUGAUAUGAAACAGAAACUAGCAGCCAAUCAAUGGAGGAGCAGCUGAUCUUUUUCCAGGAGAAAUGAUGGAAAGGAGGAUUUGAGUUGAUGUGCAGAUGAAUGAUUUGUGUUUCCUCUCCAGGUGAAAGUGGAUGUGAGUUGAGCAGCAUGAGUCAGUGUGAGGACAGAGAGGAGGGAGUCCCUCCCUCUAAAAGCACUCUGUGUGGGGAACAUGACAGCCAGACCAAAGCUCAGAGCCCAGAGCAGCAGCAGGGACCAGACUCUGCUGGACCUGGACCUGAACCUGGACCUGAGCCCAGCUGUGUGUCCUUCAACAGUGACCAGUCAGUGAAUCGCCCCAUUGAGUUUAAGCGAGGACAUGUGUCUGACAGACAGAUCCAUGAGAGCCUAGCCUGUGCUGGACCUGGAUCCAGCUGUGUGUCCUUUAAGAGUGAGCGGUCAAAUAAUCGCUUCAUUGAUUUUCAAGGACGACAUCCCACUGCAGCAAAGAGGAGGAAGCUGGAAAAACCGGAAGCCAGCGUUGUGUCCAUGAGGAGUGACUCAUCUGUGCUUCAGCCAACCUUUAGAGAUGGACUUACCUCUGUUGAUCAAAGAGUCCACCAGGAGAGCUCAGAGGUUCCCAGUGGUCAGUCUGCCCAGCAGCAUCAAACACACCUGGACUCCAUAUUUAUGCUGCUGGAGGAGAACAUUGUCACUUUUGUGAAGAACGAGCUGAAGAAGAUCCAGAAGUAUCUGAGUUCAGAUCACCCAGAAUGCUUAGAGAGUCACAGGGAGGAUGAGGAGGUGUUGAACGGUGAGGAGGAAGAGCAGAGGAGGAGCAGCAGAGAGGCAUUUCUGAAGAUCACACUUCACUUCCUGAGGAGAAUGAAGCAAGAGGAGCUGGCUGAGUGUCUGCAGAGCAAACUUCUUGCUACAGUUUGUCAACAUAAACUAAAAUCUAAACUGAAGAAGAAGUUCCAGUGUGUGUUUGAGGGGAUUGCUAAAGCAGGAAACCCAACCCUUCUGAACCAGAUCUACACAGAGCUCUACAUCGCAGAGGGAGGGACUGCAGAGGUCAAUAAUGAACAUGAGGUCAGACAGAUUGAAACAGCAUCCAGGAAACCAGACAGACCAGAAACAACCAUCAGACAAGAAGACAUCUUUAAAGCCUCACCUGGAAGAGAUGAACCAAUCAGAACAGUGAUGACAAAGGGAGUGGCUGGCAUUGGGAAAACAGUCUUAACACAGAAGUUCACUCUGGACUGGGCUGAAGACAAAGCCAACCAGGACAUACAGUUCACAUUUCCAUUCACUUUCAGAGAGCUAAAUGUGCUGAAAGAGGAAAAGUACAGCUUGGUGGAACUUGUUCAUCACUUCUUUACUGAAACCAAAGAAGCAGGAAUCUGCAGCUUUGAAGAGUUCCAGGUUGUGUUCAUCUUUGACGGUCUGGAUGAGUGUCGACUUCCUCUGGACUUCCACAACAAUGAGGUCCUGACUGAUGUUACAGAGUCCACCUCAGUGGAUGUGCUGCUGACAAACCUCAUCAGGGGGAACCUGCUUCCCUCUGCUCGCCUCUGGAUAACCACACGACCUGCAGCAGCCAAUCAGAUCCCUCCUGAGUGUGUUGACAUUGUGACAGAGGUCAGAGGGUUCAAUGACCCACAGAAGGAGGAGUACUUCUGGAAGAAAUUCAGAGAUGAAGAGCAGGCCAGCAGAGUCAUCUCCCACAUCAAGACAUCACGAAGCCUCCACAUUAUGUGCCACAUCCCAGUCUUCUGCUGGAUCACUGCUACAGUUCUGGAGGAUCUGUUGAAGACCAGAGAGGGAGGAGAGCUACCCAAGACCCUGACUGAGAUGUACAUCCACUUCCUGGUGGUUCAGUCCAAACUGAAGAAUGUCAAGUAUGAUGGAGGAGCUGAGACAGAUCCACACUGGAGUCCAGAGAGCAGGAAGAUGAUUGAGUCUCUGGGAAAACUGGCUUUUGAGCAGCUGCAGAAAGGAAACCUGAUCUUCUAUGAAUCAGACCUGACAGAGUGUGGCAUCGAUAUCACAGCAGCCUCAGUGUACUCAGGAGUGUUCACACAGAUAUUUAAAGAACAGAGAGGGCUGUACCAGGACAGGGUGUUCUGCUUCGUCCAUCUGAGCAUUCAGGAGUUUCUGGCUGCUCUUCAUGUCCAUCUGACAUUCAUCAACUCUGGUGUCAAUUUGCUGUCAUCAUCCUGGUGGUCUAAAAUGUUUGGAGAGAAAUCAACAAAGUUCUACCAGAGUGCUGUGGACAAGGCCUUACAGAGUCCAAAUGGACACCUGGACUUGUUCCUCCGCUUCCUCCUGGGACUUUCACUGCAGACAAAUCAGACUCUGCUACGAGGCCUGCUGACACAGACAGGAAGAGGCUCAGAAACCAAUCUGGUAACAGUCGAGUAUAUCAAGAUGAAGAUUGAAGAGACUCCCUCUGCAGAGAAAAGCAUCAAUCUGUUCCACUGUCUGAAUGAACUGAAGGAUAGUUCUCUAGUGGAUCAGAUCCAACAGUCCCUGAGUUCAGGAAGACUCUCCACAGAUAAACUCUCUCCUGCUCAGUGGUCAGCUCUGGUCUUCAUCUUACUAUCAUCAGAGAAAGACCUGGAUGUGUUUGACCUGAAGAAAUACUCUGCUUCAGAGGAGGCUCUUCUGAGGUUGCUGCCAGUGAUCAAAGUCUCCAAGAAAGCUGUACUGAGUGGCUGUAACCUCUCAGAGAGAAGCUGUGAAGCUCUGUCGUCAGUUCUCAGCUCCCAGGUCUCUAGUGUGAGAGAGCUGGACCUAAGGAACAACAACCUGCAGGAUUCAGGAGUGAAGCUGCUGUCUUCUGGACUGGAGAGUCCAAAUUGUACACUGGAAACCCUGAGACUGAGUGGCUGUAACCUCUCAGAGAGAAGCUGUGAAGCUCUGUCCUCAGUUCUUAGCUCCCAGUCCUCUAGUCUGAGAGAGCUGGAUCUGAGUGACAACAACCUGCAGGAUUCAGGAUUAAAGCUGCUGACUGCUGGACUGGAGAGUCCAAAUUGUACACUGGAAACCUUGAGGGUGGAGCCUGGUAGAGUCCGAUGGUUGAGACCAGGUCUGAGGAAGUAUUCCUGUGAACUAACACUCGACCCAAACACAGUAAACAGAAGAAUCAAACUUUCUGACGACAACAGGAAGGCGUCACGUGUGGAGGAGGAUCAGUCAUAUCCCGAUCAUCCAGACAGGUUUGACUGCUGCCCUCAGCUGCUGUGUAGAGAUGGUCUGACUGGUCGCUGUUACUGGGAGGUCGAGUGGAGAGGAGGAGUUUAUAUAUCAGUGAGUUACAGAGGAAUCAGAAGGACAGGAGACAGUUAUGACUGUGAGUUUGGAUGGAAUGAUCAGUCCUGGAGUCUGAGCUGCUCUGAUGAUGGUUAUUAUGUUCAACACAAUAACCUCUCCUCCUCCUCCUCCUCCUCCUCCUCCUCCUCCGCUGUCUCUGGUAGAGUAGCAGUGUAUAUGGACUGUCCUGCUGGCUCUCUGUCCUUCUACAGAGUCUCCUCUGACACACUGAUCCACCUCCACACCUUCAACACCACAUUCACUGAACCACUUUUUCCUGGCUUUGGGCUCUGGUUGUCUGGUUCUGGUUCCUCAGUGUCUCUGUGUUCUCUGUAGGAGGGAGAGUCUCCUCCUGGUAGAGAACAGAUCAGUUGAGUCUGUACAGGAUCACAGAAAUAUUUUAGCUUCUUGUAAUAAAUCCAUCAAUGAACUUUGUACAAAGUCAUUCAAAGUGAUUGAACAGAUUCUUCAUUUAUAUUGUAAACUUCUUCCACUCCUGUCCUUGGAUGGAAGCUCUGAUCAUUAAAUUGUGCAAAUGCCGGUGACUUGGACCUUCUGUCAUGUGUUGAAUUCUGGCUAUUGUUCCAAUAAAAGCAGAAUGUUACUGUGA
Micropterus salmoides (largemouth bass) is the source of this 3954-nucleotide messenger RNA. Its product is annotated as NLR family CARD domain-containing protein 3-like. Lineage: Eukaryota; Metazoa; Chordata; Actinopteri; Centrarchiformes; Centrarchidae. Gene Ontology annotation, molecular function: protein binding. The transcript has 11 exons. The record is from RefSeq and is a predicted model, not a curated record. The coding region runs from base 150 to 3680 and encodes 1176 amino acids.